AUGAACGUUCAUCAAGCAGUCGAGGUCUACACUCAGGGCACCAAGGCUUGGUUUGAAGAUGAUAGAGAAGCUUGGGUAUCCACCACCUGUGUCUCAAAUACCAUUCAGGGCGAGAAUAUUCGUAUAGUGUUUCAGAGUGAUAAUGACGAAAGAGAAUAUGUAUUUGAAUCUACUUUGAAGGAAGUCGAAAAGAACAGCGGAUCAAAAUUACCACCACUUCGAAAUCCACCAAAGAUGGAAUAUACGGAUGAUCUGACAAACCUCAGUUAUUUGAACGAACCCGCAGUUUUGAAUACGAUCCGUACUCGUUAUAUGCAAAGAUUGAUCUACACCUACUCUGGUAUCGUCUUGAUUGCUGUGAAUCCUUUUGAUCGUGUGGCCCUGUAUGAUCCCGACAUCGUUCAGCAAUAUUCAGGCAGAAGACGAGGUGAACUCGAACCCCAUUUGUUCGCCAUCGCCGAGGAUGCUUAUCGUUGUAUGAUCCGCGAGCAGGUAAACCAAACGAUCGUCGUCUCGGGCGAGAGUGGUGCUGGUAAAACUGUGAGUGCAAAGUACAUUAUGCGGUAUUUCGCCACGGCGGAUGAUCAGGAGCUGCAAGGCAAGAAACAGAAAUCCAACGGUGGCAUGACAGAAGUCGAAGAGCAGAUUUUAGCUACUAAUCCCAUCAUGGAAGCAUUCGGUAACGCCAAAACAACUCGAAACGACAACUCGUCUAGAUUUGGUAAAUACAUUGAAAUCCAGUUUGAUGAUGGUGCCAAUAUCGUAGGUGCAAAGAUCAGAACCUACUUAUUGGAGCGCUCUCGUUUGAUCUAUCAACCUGAAAUUGAAAGAAACUAUCACAUUUUCUACCAGCUUUGUGCAGGUAUCCCUCUAUCAGAGAAAAAGGAGUUCGAACUUGGUGAUUAUAGCCAAUUUCAUUAUUUGAAUCAAAGUGGUACGGGUGUCAUUCCUGGUGUGGAUGAUGCUGCUGAAUUCGAAACCACACAGAGAGCAUUGUCCACGAUCGGUCUCUCGGUACAGUUGCAAUGGAAGAUCUUUCGAUUGCUGGCAGCCUUAUUGCACUUGGGUAACAUUACCAUCACCGGCCGUGGCGACGCCAUGUUGUCUGAAACAGAUAGCGCCCUGUUGACCACCACUCGCUUGCUUGGUAUCAAAACGGCUGAUUUCAGAAAGUGGAUUGUUCGUAAACAAAUUGUCACUCGGUCUGAAAAGAUUGUUACAAAUCUCAGUCCCGCUCAGGCACAUGUUGUGAAGGACUCAGUAGCCAAGUAUGUGUACGCUAAUCUGUUCGAAUGGCUUGUUUCGGUCACCAAUGAAAGUCUAUCCUGUCCUGAUCCAUCUCAGGUGGCCAACUUUAUCGGUGUUCUUGAUAUCUAUGGUUUCGAGCAUUUCAAAAAGAACUCGUUCGAACAAUUCUGUAUCAACUACGCCAACGAAAAACUACAGCAGCAAUUCAACCAACAUGUGUUUAAAUUGGAGCAAGAGGAAUAUGUCAGAGAGAAGAUCAACUGGACUUUUAUUGAAUUCAGCGAUAAUCAAAAGUGUAUCGAGCUAAUUGAAGGAAAACUGGGUAUCUUGUCACUGUUGGAUGAGGAAUCUCGUCUGCCUUCUGGUUCAGAUCAAGGCUUUGUGCAAAAACUGUACUCCAACUUUGAAGGGCCAAACUUCAAAAACUACUUCAAAAAGCCUCGUUUCUCCAACAAUGCCUUUACAAUUGCCCAUUAUGCACUGGAUGUGCAAUACGAGGCCGAGAGUUUCAUUGAUAAGAACAAGGAUACUGUACCUGAUGAGCAUUUAGCGCUCUUGCAAGGCUCCGAAUUCGAUUUCUUGGUUGAAGUGUUGGAUAGAGCAGCUGCUAGUAACCCUAGCCCCACUCCCGAGAACAACAAGCGUAUGAGUAUGAUUGCAAGGAAACCCACGCUUGGUUCCAUCUUUAAGCUAUCGCUGAUCAACCUCAUGGAGACGAUUGGCGGUACUAAUGUCCAUUACAUUCGUUGUAUCAAACCCAACGAAGCCAAGGUAGCAUGGGAGUUUGAUCCUAGCAUGGUGCUGUCACAACUGCGUGCUUGUGGUGUGCUUGAAACGAUUCGUAUCAGUUGUGCAGGUUACCCAUCUCGAUGGACAUUUGAAGAAUUUGCUGACCGAUACUUUGCUCUUGUAUCUUCCAAACAUUGGGAUCCCAAGAUCAAGCCUGAGGUCAGACAACUGUGUUCAGUGAUUCUUGAAAACUCGAUCAAAGAUGAAGACAAGUUCCAGGUGGGUACCACCAAAAUCUUUUUCCGUGCUGGCCAACUCGCCUACUUGGAAAAGUUGAGAUCUGAUCGCUUUAACGAAUGUGCAGUGACUUUGCAAAAGCACAUGAGACGUUUCAUCUAUCGUACUCGCUAUGUUCGCACCAAAGAGCUGGCUAUUCAAAUCCAAUGUGUGGCUCGUCGCAAGGUAGCACUCGCUCAAAUGCAAGCAUUACGCGAAGAGAAGGCUGCUAUCGUGAUUCAAAAGCACUGGCGUAGAUACACUGCUCGCAAAGAGUUCCUGUCCAAACAAUCGUUCAUCCUCAAACUACAGACUGCCAGCCGUUCCUACUUGGCCAGACGUGAUCAUGUCGCUUUACGCGAGCACCAUGCAGCUGUUCAAAUCCAAAAGCUGGUGCGAGGCUGGUUUGCAAGAAAGAGCUACAAGGCCAAACGAGAAUUUGUCAUUCAUAUUCAAUCCUGCAUUCGUCGCAACAUGGCUCGUAAACAGCUGUUUGCUCUGAGAACCGAAGCUCGUUCUGUCAGUCAUUUCAAGGAAGUUUCUUAUGCUCUCGAGAACAAGGUCGUGGAACUGACGCAAUCCUUGACAGCGGUCCGUGACGAAAAGAAGCUGGCACACGAGCGCUCUCUGCAGCUGGAAGCUCAAAUCAAGAACUGGAUCGACAAGUAUGAAAAGAUGGAGCGUCGUGCGAAGAACCUGGAUGAAAGACUGCAAGAACCCACUGUGCCUCAAGCCCAACAUGACGCUCUGCAAGCUGAAUUGACUGCCAUUACGGCUGAACACCGUGUUGCAAAUGAAAAGAUUAAGAGCAUGGAUCGGGAGAUGACCCAGAUCAAAAGUCAAUUAGAGGCUGAACAAGCAGAGAAUGCUUCGUUACGUAAGAAUCUAGAAGAGGCUGAUGAGCGUGCCAAGCAUGCUACAGAUGAAACAGAAGUAGCAGAACUUCGAAGUCAAUUGGCCGCACUCAAGGUUCAAUUGUCACAAGCCCUCCAUGCUCCCCGAAGACAAGGAUCCAAUAACACCUUGCGUGGUCUCUCACCUGCACCUGGCAUGCGCAACAUCUCUCCAUCACAGCAUUCAUUAGAUCCAGAAUCCGCAUCUCGUCAUAGAAGCCGUUCACCUGCACCACCACAAGCAGUUAGCAGCAAUAGCCCCAGUUUGCCCAUGCCCAAUCACCGCCGUCCUCGCCGCAACAGUUCUGCUGAUAUGGCUAACGGGAGUCGUCUCAAAAACUCGAUUGAUAACAUUCGCAAUGCUGAAAACCUUAGCAAGAAUCCUCGUCCCACCUCUAUUGAUCAUGUUGGCGCGCUCAUGGCAAACAAAUCGGGCGGAGGACUGGCAGGUGCCAUUGAUGAGAGUCCUGAAGACGAGAUCCAUGCUCUUUUACGCAAUGAAGAAGCUCUUCAGGAAGAGAUUUUACAAGGACUGAUCAAAUCAGUAAAGAUGCCUUUACCCACGCUGCAAAACCCACCAUCCCAAAAGGAGAUAUUGUUCCCUGCUCAUACCAUCAGCGUCUGUGUGAAUGAAAUGUGGCACUUGGGCUACAUUCAGGAAUCCGAGAGACUCUUGUUUAAUGUGAUGGAUACCAUUCAAAAGCAGUUUUUGAGCUUUACGGAUGAAGAUGCCGUGGUGCCAUGUACCUUCUGGUUGACCAAUGUCCACGAAUUGCUGUCCUUGAUCUGUAUUGCGCAUGUCGAGAUUGAUCAGGAAUUGUUCCAAGAUAAACGCAAGGCUGUUGGACGACAUGAUUUCGGUAAACUCAUGGAGACCAUCAAAUUCGAGAUGCAGUGUUUGGAGGACAAUAUUUUCCAUGCUUGGAUGAAGGAGAUCAAGAAGCAUCUGGUCAAGAUGGUGAUUCCAGCUGUGGUAGAGGGACAAUCGCUGCCAGGCUUCAUUACAAGCGAUAAUGGCCGUUUCUUUAACAAGCUCCUGAUUGGGUCUUCGCAGCCAAGCUAUUCAAUGGAUGACCUCCUAAACUUUUUAAACAAGGUUUGGCGUACAAUGAAGUGCUACUACAUUGAACAGUCUGUUGCUACACAAGCUUUGACGGAAUUGCUCAAGCUGAUUGGUGUCACUGCAUUCAACGACUUGCUCAUGAGAAAGAACUUUUGCUCUUGGAAGCGAGCAAUGCAAAUUCAGUAUAAUAUCACGCGAAUUGAGGAGUGGUGCAAGAGCCAUGACAUCCCAGAAGGAGCACUUCAAUUGGAACAUUUGAUGCAAACCACCAAGCUGCUUCAAUUCAAAAAGGCGACGCUGGAAGAUAUCGAGAACAUUUACGACGUUUGCUGGAUCUUGUCACCUACACAGAUCCAAAAGCUGAUUUCGCAAUACUAUACUGCUGAUUAUGAGAACCCUAUCAAACCUGAAAUCUUGAAAGCAGUAGCAUCGCAUGUCGUCAGUGGAGAUAAGAGUGAUGUGCUAUUAUUGGAUUCUGUCUCAAUUGAGAAUACUUCUAAUCCGUUUGAGGUACCUGUUCCAAGGGAUACCAAAUCAGAGAUAUAUUUACCAUCUUGGCUUAAUCUUAAACGCCUCCGUCGCUUGACAACAUUGAUCCAGCAAACAAGCAACGAGACCGCAACACCAAGUGCUUAA
This is a messenger RNA of Mucor velutinosus, 4845 nucleotides long. Its product is annotated as tRNA pseudouridine synthase 1. Gene Ontology annotation, molecular function: microfilament motor activity; ATP binding; actin filament binding. Bases 1 to 4845 code for a protein of 1614 amino acids. Gene Ontology annotation, cellular component: myosin complex; vesicle; actin cytoskeleton. The transcript has 10 exons. The record is from RefSeq and is a predicted model, not a curated record. Gene Ontology annotation, biological process: actin filament organization; vesicle transport along actin filament. NCBI's taxonomy places the organism in Eukaryota, Fungi, Mucoromycota, Mucoromycetes, Mucorales, Mucoraceae.